Teleopsis dalmanni is the source of this 2473-nucleotide messenger RNA. Its product is annotated as endothelin-converting enzyme 1. Gene Ontology annotation, biological process: protein processing. Lineage: Eukaryota; Metazoa; Arthropoda; Insecta; Diptera; Diopsidae. Gene Ontology annotation, molecular function: metalloendopeptidase activity. The transcript has 2 exons. The coding region runs from base 311 to 2314 and encodes 667 amino acids. Gene Ontology annotation, cellular component: plasma membrane. The record is from RefSeq and is a predicted model, not a curated record.
UUGAAAUAGAAACGCGACUCAGAAACUUGAACGGGGAGGUUAAAGAGUAACGCAUCGGAAAGGCACACAACUACAAACCUUAGACCGGUAAAAUAUUAUUGCAAUGUUAACAUAUAAAAAUAGGAACUUGCUCAAAUUAUUCAAAACGCAUAAAGUCGAAAAAAAUUCGGGCUAACAUUCAAGCCAACACAAAAAGAAAAUAAGCACUCGAAUAAAGAUUCCAACAUUGCUUUAAAUAACACUCUGUCAACACAGAAUUGGAAUAUAUUUGCCAGAAGUCUUCAGAAGAGUAGUAAUACCACGCACAUAUAUGUGGGCUUUGUGGUUAAUAUAUUUAAGCGGACUGGGAGUCUUGCUGUUAAUAAGUGCGAAGUCUAUAACGCACAUCUCUGAUUCGGAUGAAUGGCAAAAUGUCAAUCAAACGUGCUUAACACGUGCGUGCGAUAAAACCGUCAAUAUACAACAUUUGGAGAAAUUACGGAGCUAUAUGCGUCCUGAAGUAGAUCCAUGUGAAGACUAUCAUCAAUAUGCAUGUGGCAAUUGGCGUAAAAUUCAUCCAAAUGGCACAACAAUGAUAAGAAGGGCGGAUGAUCUUUUAACAGAGAAAUAUGUUAAGCUAUUCGAAGAUGCCACAAAUCAUACACUGUGGCAAGAACGUGAUAUUGUCUUCGAAAAAUUGGUGAAAUAUUAUCAUGUAUGUAAAUCAAGUGAACAAGUAGAACCCCUUAAGCUACGUGGUUACUAUGAUAUUCUCCAUGCCAACAGUAUGUGGCGUCUUCAAGGGUAUAACUGGCAGGCUGCUUUAGCCGAAUUCGGGCGUUAUGGAUAUAAGAAAGAAUUCAUGCAAACACAAGUGAAGCAGGCAAAUGCUACUAGCCAUCGCAUGCAAGUUGUAUCCGACAGCGUCGAAAAGAAACUAAACUUAACAAGCGAAAUUUUUGAUAUACUCGCCGAUUAUACGAAAUUGGACUUUGAUACGCUUAAAAACGAAUUUCAAAAAUUGGAAACAGAUUUUGACAAUCUAGUUAAUAAGACACGUGCCGGCCACACUGAAGAAUUUAAUGAUAAUUUACCACUAGUUGGGUAUACCUUAACUGAGUUAAAAGAAGAAUGCCCAGAAAUUGAUUGGCAACUCUUUCUAGAUAUACAAAUGGGGCGUCCAAUAUUAGGCACAGAACUGAUUUGGAUUUAUGACAUGGAGUUAUUAAAAAAUUACGCUAAGUACCUUCAUCAAGCCGACAAUAGCUUAAUGUUCCUGUACACGGUGGCUGGUUACCUCAGCUAUUUACGACGUCAGUCUCACGGUAUUUUAAGUUUGGGCGCCAACAGCAAUAACUGUAUACGGCAUAUGCGCAAGAAUAUUUACAUACCGAUGACUUAUGUCUACGAGCAUGCAUACUACGGCCAUAAGCGCGCAGAAAGCGAUCCGGUUAUAAAUUUCAUAUUCAACCAGUUAAAGCUGGAAUUUAAACGCACACUUGAAAUCAACAAAAUGCAAUUCUCGGCGGAAGUACUGACGUAUCUGCAAGAUAAGCUUACUACGUUGCAUCUAAAUUUAGGAAAUUUGCCUGUGAAUGUGACUAAGCAGUUUUACGUCGAUUAUAUACACAAUUUGAAUGUAAGCGAGAGCUUCUAUAGAAACCAUUUGCAAGCACUUGAGCAUUUCUACAUACAUCAGCGUCAUCUAGCCGAUAUGAAGGAAACCGAACACAUCAAUCCCUGGUAUACAUUCAAUUACCAAGAACCUGAAUUUCCAGACUCGCUAGAUGCCACACCACAUUAUUUCUGCCUCAGCAAUAUGAUCAUCAUACCGCACGCGUAUUUACAACGUCCUUUUUACCACCAACAGUUCUGGCCAGGCUUACUUUAUGGCGACUUGGCAGCAACUCUGGGACACGAGCUAUUACAUGCGUUCGAUAAUGAGUUCUUGGAGUAUGAUCAUAUGGGUAACUUAAGUGAUAUGGAGCAAGUUAUUGUAGAAAAUUCUAAUUUCAAGAAAAAUCUUGAUUGUAUAGAGCAGGAUACAGAGUUUGUAUCGGAGCGUAUUGCUGAUAUCAGUGGCACACGUUUAGCACUUAACACAUUUUUGCGCAAUCCAACAUUUCUACAGCAUAAUGGCAAAAUAUUCUUUCUUCAACUUGCGCAGUUCUUCUGCGGUUCUAUGGAUUCGACUACUUUUCACCUAGAGGAUCCAUACCAUGAUGUAGACAGUUUACGCUUGAAUUACAUGUUAGCCAACACACCAGAGUAUGCAAGAACGUUCAACUGCCCGAUUGGAAGUCCUAUGAAUCCGGCAGUAAAGUGCGAGUUGUGAAUAUUUAUUUGAAUCACGGAUUGUUGAUAAAAGGUAUAAUUCUUGUUCUGAACUUCGCGGACGGACAGACGUAAAAUGUGCCGAAAUGCAAAGUUUCGGAUUCAGUUGAACAAAUAAAUCCAUCAGUUAAACGUAUGUACGUAAUAUUUCCACCGAAAA